GGUAUAGCGUAAAUGGGUAAAAUGUUAAACAUGCGACUGGGCUAUAUUUUCAUGUACACAAAAAUCAAGUAAACCCGUCAAUUAUAGAAUGGACUUAACAGGACGUAACGUGACUAUUACUGUAGUAUAACAUCGUGCAAAAAUAUGUGUUUAAAUGUGAAACGUAUAUUAAAAAGAGGGAAAAUUAAGUUAUCGACAUUGGGAUUAUCGAUAUGUUUAUUUUGUUCAUUAAUCGUAUAUUUGAAAAUGCCAUACUUCGUCUCGGGUUAUUUCGCGGUUGUUCGGUCAAACUGGACACGGAUUCUAUGUGAGGACAGCCCAGAUGGAAACGCCAGUGACCACGUGACUGAUCAGAAGACCUGCUGCAGUGAGAGGAAGGAUUUCAAAGGCAGAUUAGAACCUUCGUUAUCCCAAGAUAACUUGGAUUUCCCGUUCAUUUCAAAUGGAACGUGGAAGCCUGCAUCAUGCAACCCCGUUCAGCACGUUGCCGUCAUCAUCCCGUUCAGAAACAGAGAGGAACAUUUACAUAUAUUACUCCAAAGUAUAGUACCCAUCUUGGUGAAGCAGAAGGUACACUUCCACAUCUUCGUUGCGGAGCAGUACGGGAAUCAAACAUUUAACAAGGGUCGUGUGAUGAACGCAGCUUUCCUAGAGGUGUCUAAAAUGUCGGAUUGCGAUUGCUACAUCUUUCACGAUGUGGACAUGAUUCCUGAAGAUGACCGUAUAAUCUACCUAUGUGAUGAUAGCCCAAAACAUAUGUCCCCUGCUGUCGACGUUUUCAAAUAUAAGCUGCCGUACCAAUAUUUAGUUGGUGGUGCUAUUGCCUUUCCUAAGGCUGACUUUAUCGCUUUGAACGGCUACUCGAACUUGUACUGGGGCUGGGGAGCGGAGGACGAUGACAUGUCUAAAAGGAUUAUGUUAAACGACGCGGUAAUUACUCGACAAGACAAGCAAUUAGCUCGUUAUAGGAUGAUAAAACAUAAACCGAGUGAAAAAGAUGUCGAGGGACGAAAAUACAGAUUUUUAAGUCGGACAAAAGAUAUUCAUCAAGAAGAUGGUUUAAACAGCAUACAGUAUAAUCUCAUAUCAGUGCAAUGGACGCAGUAUUACACACACUUGAUGAUCAACGUUGGUCCAGCUCCGUCCAAUACCGACAGCAUCGACGACAUCAUCCGUAUGGUGUCGUGGAAGAACUAUUAGGUUCACACCAUAGACUGCGAAUACUUUGAUGCAUUUUGUGCAUCUGGCCCCAAUUUCUCGAAACUUCUUAAGUCCCUUAUAAGAGGAUUAAGCUAAUCUCACUAUUUUUGUUGUUCUAUAAAAUGUGUUAUAUUUACUUCUUCUAGAAUAUUUUAGAAAUUAUGUUGGAAAAAUCUGUAUGAUUAUCAGAAUAAACCAUUUUCCAUUUAUCAAAAUCCAUUUUCAGUAUGUAUUUUGGUUAAUUGAAAUAAGCGACUUAAGCCUGUUGAGCUUAAGAAGUUUCGAGAAAUUGGGGCCAGGAGGUCUUCCAGAACUAAGAUUAACUUUCCAUACGUUUAUUUUAUAUUGUGCGUGGAAAGGAUCUUUCAUCACAUAUGUAUUAAAAACCUGUGUAUGACAAAUGAAGAGCUGUAUGGUAGUCAACCCUGUAUUUGGAAUACACAGUAUCAAGUUGAGCUGACGUAUCGCAAUGAAACAUGAACGAAUGGUGCGCGACCUGUUAAGGUGCAAUUCUAACAAAUCACAGUAAUACAUCGUAUAAUUUCGUUUUAUUUGCACAUUUUGAGAUAAGUAACUGUUAGAAUAUUAUAAAUGUUACAAACUAUACAAGAGUGUUAACUUCAUCACUUAGAUUAACUAUGACAACUGAAAGAUGGUCUUACGUGCCUAGAAAUUAAAGGCUCUGUAAUAUUUGUAAAACAUUAGAUGACGAGUAUCACUUUCUACAUGAAUGCAUAUUAUAUUAGGAAAAAAGUAAGAAGUAUACAUUUAAGAAAUAUUUUAUAUUUAAACCAAGUGUGUUCAAAUGUAGUGUUAUGUUAUGGUCUAAUGAUGUUUGUAAACUAAGAAAUCCUGCUGUCUUUGCAUAUUAGGAGUUCGACCGUAAUGAUAUAACUUUCCAUGUAAUAUCUAUUUAACUAGAUAAUUUCAUGAGUUAAAAUAUAUGAGCUAUGAUUAAUUAUGCUGUAUCAAUGUAUGCUUUAUACGAAAGAACCGCACAUAAAAGGAAUAGAUUGGCUUAUUUUUUUCAUUUAAAUAUGUUUUUCGCUAAAUUCUAUACAUCCUGAUACGACCCUGGGGUGUACUUCAGUGUUUCAUUGUUGGCUGGUUAAAGGGACACAACUCCCAUAUAUGUUUUAAGUUAUACUUCACUUAUGACGAGUAAAUAAAUACUGUUGUUUUAUAAACAUUAAUCAUGCUUAUAGUUAUCUUGCCAAUAAAUUGUUCUUCCAAUAAAUAGAAUAUUAGGCAAAUGCUUGUAACUGCUGUUUUUUGGUGCUGUUGUUUUACAUGAUGUAGAUGUAAAUUUGUAUAUUUCCGUUAAAAUGCUGUUUAUUAACUUACUUGAACGUGCCUUGUGUUGGAACUUAUAUUCAUAAAGCUAAAGCGACUGAUGAUGUUAACAAUACCGCACAUAAUUUAUGCCCACGAUUGUUUUUGCUGAAGUAAUGGUGUCUUAUUUCAUACACAUAAAGGUUAGUACCAUUAUGAAAAUAAUUGCUCUUAGAACUGCUUUAAAUUCUACAAUAAUAAUACCAAAAACAACUCAUAAAAUUCUUAGAUAGAUAUAAAGCUCUUCAUUCGAUUGUUUGGUAUACAUUCCUUAGUACACGUUUUUAUUUUUAUACAAAUAGUUUGUAUUUCGUAUGAAAAAUUUCACUAAAUUUAAAAAGAAAUAAAACAAAACAUGUAAGUCAUGACAAAAACUUAAUUUUUGAUUUGCAAAUGUCAUUCAAACGAAUAAAUUCCAGAUUAUUCCCUCAUAAUGUAUUGUCGGAUUUUCAUCCUGCCAUUUGCAUACAAAUCAGUCCAAAACAAGGUGCCGUGUAAUUAUAGUUCAUUAGGAUAGUAGACCACGUGAUGUUUAUCUACAGUCAGUUGGUCAUGCGUCCGCGAAAACGGACUUUUUAUUCUGAAAUGUCAGAGGAAAAGCACAAAUAAUGUUUAAGUAUCUUGUCAAAUGUCCGCCAACAACCGACCUCAACAAUCACUCGCCUAUAAAGUCCCAUCACUCUGCAUAAUAAAGACACUGGAAAAACAAUCGACCAUAAAAUCUUCAUGUGGUGUGAAAAUCUUACCCCUCCGCAAAUGCUGGAAACUGGGCAGCAUUCAACGAUAGUCAUUUCCAUUUCUCUCACUUAGAACAUAAAUGAAUAAUCUCUUUGCCGGUCCAGUUCUGAACAUCCAACACUAUCAACAUGAAUUAAAACCUUUUAACAUUUGGCGAUUGCUUGAAAACACUCGUGAUCUUGAACCGUGACCUGUGUACUGUACAUUGUGACUUGCGGAAUAAUUGUUACAUAAUCAGAUUAUGUUUGGUGACUGAUCCAUGUGUCUGCACUUUUAAAAGCGUUUUAUGUUUUGAAUUGAUAUUGAUGCAUUAAAGUGCAAUGACUUUGACUACAAGCGUAUUGAAAAAAGUUGAACAGUUUUGAGAACUAUUUCGGUGGCGUUUUAAACAUGAAUACCGAGUGUGCUGACGUCAACAUGGAAAAGGCAAUUGACCCCCUUAUUUUUGAAGAUAAUUAAUACUUUUAAGGUUAUUUAUAGUGUUUAAACAAGAACAAUGUAACAGGAUAAAUAUAAUACUAUGUUAGAUGCAUAUUGAUCAUUGAAAUAAAUAAAAACUAUUUAUUGCAAUCUA
Mya arenaria is the source of this 3844-nucleotide messenger RNA. RefSeq names its product beta-1,4-galactosyltransferase 2-like. The record is from RefSeq and is a predicted model, not a curated record. Gene Ontology annotation, molecular function: N-acetyl-beta-glucosaminyl-derivative 4-beta-N-acetylgalactosaminyltransferase activity. Bases 145 to 1200 code for a protein of 351 amino acids. Lineage: Eukaryota; Metazoa; Mollusca; Bivalvia; Myida; Myidae. Gene Ontology annotation, biological process: carbohydrate metabolic process; glycosphingolipid biosynthetic process. The transcript has 5 exons.